Molecule: messenger RNA, 1425 nt
Organism: Parnassius apollo (apollo)
Lineage: Eukaryota; Metazoa; Arthropoda; Insecta; Lepidoptera; Papilionidae
Source: the annotation of a GenBank genome assembly
AUGGAAUUCCGAGAAACGUUACUAGCUGCCCAACGAAAUCAACAACAAAAGUCAUCUGAAAAUUGUUACUAUAAAGCUCGUUUCGAUCCUCCUAAAAAGGAGCAAAAGGUAAAAGACAGACUUUCAGCAAAUAUACAAAAGUUUUUGGCAAAAAAAGAAGAGGAAGAAAGGCAAAAAAAGUUAGAGGCUCAAAGAAAACGUGAAGAAUUAAUUGCUAUGCGCGAUCCGAAGGCUUUGAGGAAGAUUCAAAAGACUCUAAAAGUAAUUAAGUCUGCCAAUAAGUCUGUGAUAGAAGAUGCAGUGGAUAGAAAUAACACAGCAGUCACCCGGGAAGGGCCUGAUCAACCUGACCAAGAUGACUAUGGUUACGAAUCCCAAGAGGCUUCUGCUCUCUAUGAGAAAAUGAUGCAAAAAUAUAGUAAAAUACCUGAUGAACCAAAAUUUCCCACAAAAAAUAAUUCAGUAAGUAAAGAUCUCAAUGGUACAAGGGAGAGAGUCAAAAAUGCUUUGCAACAUGAAGAUGAGCCAGUGCCACACAAAAGAAGACGUAAAGGUGACAAUAAUGAGAAAGAACUAAGUCCACCACCAAAAUAUGAGCCAGAAAAGAAAAGGGAAGAAAAGUCCGAAAAACCCAAAAUAAGAAAACCUGCUCCACCUCCAAUGGACUUCAACCAGCUGUUAAAACUUGCUGAAAAGAAGAAGAGUGAACCAGUAGACAUUGUUGUCAAAAAGCAAGUGACAGAACCAGAACCUGACCGUCUUAUGACUAAGAAACAAAAGAGGGAGUACGAAGAAGAAAUGGCUCGACGUCAACGUAGACAGGAGCGUAUUGAAGCUGAAAAAAGUGGGAACCGAAAACUUCCAAAGGAUGACAAGCCUGUAGAAAGGGAAAAGAGACAAGAACCUAGUAGUAUUGGUCGUAUACCCAAGCUCGGAGAUAAAAACUCUGGAAAUCACAAAAAUAACAGUAUAAAAACGUCUGAUAAGGAAAAAGAAAAAUCCAUAAGUGACAAGGAAAAAGAAAUUCAUCAAGUCAUUAGUGAUAGAGAAAAGAAAGAUGCAUUAAUGGCAGAAAAGCUUCAAAGAGAAAAAGAGAGAAUAAAGUUGGAGAGGAAUAAAGCAGAACAAGAAAAAGAAAGGUUAGAUAGGGAAAGGUUAGAAAAAUUAAAAGCUGAGAGAGAAAGAAUUGACAGAGAUAUAGACCGACUUAAUAGAGACAGGGAUAGACUAGAAAAAACAAAAUCUAAACUCGAAGCUAAAACAGAGAGAGUAAACAAACCUGCAAAUAGCACAGUAGAUAGGUCAAAAUUAAAUGCUAGAGAGCAACCGGUUAAACACGAGUUAAAAAAGAGCAUAGACUUAAAGAGUCAAAAUACCUAUCGGAUAGAUAAAAAUAUAACGGAGAAAAAAGAUCUCUAUACCUAG